This is a messenger RNA of Fraxinus pennsylvanica, 777 nucleotides long. The record is from the annotation of a GenBank genome assembly. Lineage: Eukaryota; Viridiplantae; Streptophyta; Magnoliopsida; Lamiales; Oleaceae.
AUGGAAUUUGCGAGUGAAGAGAAGCUCAAGUCUCUGCGCAUAUCAUCUCUUGAUGAUGAAGAAGAAGAUGACGAAGCUCAAGUGGAUGAAACUGAUGAUGCAGAUCUAUACAAUGAAGAAGAUGAAGAUGAUGAAGAACAAGUUCCUGUAAUAUUAGGAUUUGUCGAGAAGCCGAAAAAUAAUUGGUCAUUACUCCGCCAGUAUUUCCCAAGCAAAGCUGGUGGCACUCCGGCUUGGUUGGACCCAAUUAAUUUGCCUUCGGAGAAGUCUAGUCUUUGUGAUUUUUGCAGUGAGCCAUUGCAGUUUUUGCUCCAGACUAGGUGUACCCAGAUGCAGACUUCUCUAGAAAUGUCUGAAUCAGGUAGCCAACUAUACAGGGAUACAGUGAGUGCUUUAUUCCUAGAUUGUAACAUGGCACUGUCGGAAGUUCCAUAUUUGUAUUCAUCUUAUAUUAAUAAAAGCAUAGAGGAGAUGAUGACGAGAAUAUCCCGUGCCCCUGAGCAAGUGUUGAGGUACUGUAGGUCUGCUAAAGGAAAAGCAUUGUGGCCAGUGCCCAGUGGCCGGCCAUCAAGAUCUGAUAUUCCUGCAUGCAAAUACUGUGGUGGUACUAGAGGUUUCGAGUUUCAGGUUUUGCCGCAGCUACUUUAUUAUUUUGGGGUGCAAAAUGAUGUAGAUUCUCUUGAUUGGGCAACAAUUGUGGUUUACACGUGUGAGGCUUCAUGUAAUGGAGACAGUGGUUACAAAGAAGAAUUCGCUUGGGUUCAACUUGCGUCCUAA